GUAUACUCCGUUAAUCUGUAGCCAUCAGCUGUUUCCUUACCAUUUUAAUGUAAUCGGACGCCGUUAGCUCCAGUCUGCAGUGUUUUAGCCUUGGGAUAACGGUUGUGGAAAUCACGAACCAUCCUACUUUGUAGAUUCUGGGGACCAACUACUAUUAUUUUUCUAUAUGUCCACACCUUCUACCUGUCUAGGGUGUGUGAGCUCAAGUUAGGUUGCCUGGAAUCCAGUUGGAGUAUAAAGUUGGAUCUCAUACACUAUGAUGCUGAGUUCGCUGUGAAUUUUUUUAUGUGAAAUGCUAAGAACUUAAUAAACUCGAUGAUAUCUUGAUAUUGGUUGGUUAUAGGCAUGUAGCCAAGUUAAUAUCAUAUCUGUUUGGUUUCUGUAAUAUCUCUAGUUCUCUACACCUGUACUGUCUACCACAUAGAUUAGCAAUAGGAGUAAGUAUAGGGUAUGCAGUUAUACCUUAUACCUGAUGAAACUGGCACAUGUGGCAAAGCUAGUGGUGCUAGUUGAACCCAUAUUAUAUUUCCCAUCAUAUGUUUUGUAAGUUUGCAGGGAGGAUGCUUGAUUUUAUUUGAUGAGCAUCUUUAAUCUGUUCAAGUAAGGAACCUUCUUCGUUUUUUCCAGAGAUGUAUCUUUGGGUCUGCACUUCUUUGUCUCCACACAAAUUUAGUUUCUGCUCCUUGAUUAUUAUUGUAUAACAAUACUCAAGCUGGCAUCUUUUCUGUACGCAGGAAAUGGGACUGAUACUGGGCAGUCUGAUUAUAAUGCUGUCCCUUUCUCAUAUGGCGGAUCUGCUGGUUCAGGCGAUCCAAAUGAUUCGGUCUCGUUUUAUCGCCCAUCUUUUAUUGUGCCGGAAAGCCUGUUGAAUAAGCUGGUGAGUAUGCAAAGUCUAACUGUCUUGCUCUCAACCUGUACUCGUUCUGUCAGAUUAUUUUUCCACUAUAUACCAUAUUAUUAAUCUUCUCUGUUGAUCCAGCAAUAAUCGUCCAAGGUGCAUAUGUUCUUCUAAGCAUUAAAUGUCUGUUUCAGAUGGUUGGAGCAGAGAUGAAGUUCCUACUAGUGAUGCACAUUGUUUCCUUAUGAUCUAUCUUGACGUAAGGAAUAGGCAGGUGGGAUUAGAGUGUGAUAUAAAUGCCUCCCUCUGAGAAGGUGCAUCAGAUAAUUGCAAGAACUGCUUUAUUUGUCAGCGAACAUGGCGGACAAUCGGAGAUUGUGCUAAGGGUGAAGCAAGGAAGUAACCCAACAUUUGGAUUCUUGAUGCCUGACCAUCACCUUCACAGCUACUUCCGGUACAUUGUUGAUCAUCCUCAGCUGUUGAAAGAUGGCUCAGACGCUGACACCAAUAAAGGCAACAAAACGGUUAUGAGCGAGAGUGAGCAUGCCGCUCCAUCAAGCGGAGCUUUAUCAUUGCUUGGAGCCGUCUAUGAGUCUGGAGAUGAGGAUGAAGAUGUGCUUCCAGCUAGUUCGAAAAGCACUGAUUCUGGAAAUGAUGCUGUUUUACAUGAGAAAGGCCACAAAGGUGCUUCCCAUAUACAUGACAAGGAGAUGAAAAAAGAACCGACAGUAACAGAAGAAGCUUUGAUUGCAGACAAGGAUAAACCUAUUUUUACUAAGAAGAACCCAGCAAUUGCCGGAAACAGCAUAACUGCUGUUCACCGGGAAAAGGUCAAAGGUGCCAUGGCGGCGUUGACCACGUCUACCAAGUCUGAGAAUUCUAAAUCAAGUGCAUCUGACACAAAAGAAGUGAUCCUGGAACCACCAUCGUUUAUGAAGGGCACAGUGGAGAAAAUUGUUGAGUUUAUUAUCAGGAACGGGAAGGAGUUUGAAGAAAAGCUCAUUGCGCAAGACAGGAUGACAGGGAGGUUUCCAUUUCUUCUGCCCAAUAAUCCAUAUCACUCUUACUAUCUCAAGCUUCUCCAAGAAACCCAAGAGUCGAAGUCCUGUGGUGGUUCUUCAGAGCGCAAAGACAGAAGGAGUUCUUCGGAGCGCAGAGACAGGAGGAGUUCUUCAGAGCGCAGAGACAGGAGGAGUUCUUCAGAGCGCAAAGACAGUGGCCACGAGAAGGAAGUGAGCAGAAGCAAAGGGCGGGGAAGUGCUAACAAGGACUCAAGUGCUUCUGAUAGAAGCUCUGCCGAGCCAUCAGAGAAGCAACUUAAUGAGAAGGGCAAAUUCCAGUUGGUCAUUGGUGGUGUCAAGAAGGAACCUCCUCGGAAGGUUACUGCAGAUGAAGCUGCUGCUAUUGUUAUGGCUGCUACUCGUGGACUAGGCUCUAUGGAUCCUCAAUCUAACACGCUAAAAGACACGCGUGACAUUGGCCGUAUGCAGGACCCAGGUGAAGUGUCCAAACCUGUCUCAAGUAGUGAGGUUUGCACUUCACUCACAAGUAGUGGUCAGGUAAAAAAGGAAGGUAUUGGAAUCAUUGAUGAUGAUUGGAUUUCAAAUACGAUCGCAAAAGCUGUUGCUGUUGCCGCCUCUAAAGAGGCAGAUUCUUCUGAAGCUUCGAUGACAAAUGCACAGAAGCUGAAGGCUGAGAGGCUUCGCCGUGCAAGGAUGUUUACUGCAAUUAUUAAGGGUGGAGGCAGCAAGGGUGAUCCGGUGACAAGUGAUCCAGUUAAUGAAUCUGCAAAGGUCUCUCCUGCUGAUUUGAACCUCCCUGGACCUGAUACAAAACCUUUGGCUACCGAACGGGAAGGCAGCUCUGUGCCUUCUGAGCGUGAAGGUUCAAAUAUGAAGAAGCAGGAGAAAGACUCUGAUGAUGAACAAAACAAGGCACGUAAAUACCGGAAGCAUCGCCCAGAAUCCAAUGAGGACAUAGAUGAUUUGGAGGAGGAAAGCUAUAAACACUCAAGGAAGAGGCAUCGUUCAAGAGGACACAGUAUGGAUGCACACAAACAUAAGCAGAGGCAACACUCCAAGGAUAGGGAGUAUACGCAUCAAAGACACAGUUAUAGUUCUUCAGAAGAUGAGCGUCGCAGUUCCAAGUCAAGGCAUCGGCAUAGGCAUGACCAUUACUAUGCUGAAGAUGACGAGCAUCGCAGCUCGCAUAGGCACCGGAGGAACCAUGGCUCUGGUUCCAAAAGGAAACACAAGAACGACCAUGAUCCCGUUGAACAAAGUCUUGGCCAUGCUGAACCCUCCCAAAGCACGUCAGAGCAGAAGUAUGGAUUAGAGCAACCCCCUGGUGAUACUGCUCAAUCUUCCAAUGCAUCAACUGAGGUUCCAGAUGAGCUGAAAGCAAAAAUUAGAGCGAUGUUAUUAGAGACACUGUAAUAUAUUGCGCGAUGCAAUGCACUACCACUGUUUUUAUUACUAUAUACUGGUGUUAUCUUUUCAGCAUCAUAUUUAUUACUAUUC
Molecule: messenger RNA, 3357 nt
Organism: Lolium rigidum
Lineage: Eukaryota; Viridiplantae; Streptophyta; Magnoliopsida; Poales; Poaceae
Product: G patch domain-containing protein 8-like
Exons: 3
Coding region: 1135-3273 (712 amino acids)
Biological process (GO): RNA processing; mRNA 5'-splice site recognition
Molecular function (GO): RNA binding
Source: RefSeq, a predicted model, not a curated record